Messenger RNA from Pyricularia grisea, 1782 nucleotides. RefSeq lists its product as uncharacterized. The transcript has a single exon. The record is from RefSeq and is a predicted model, not a curated record. Gene Ontology annotation, molecular function: alpha-(1->6)-fucosyltransferase activity. NCBI's taxonomy places the organism in Eukaryota, Fungi, Ascomycota, Sordariomycetes, Magnaporthales, Pyriculariaceae. Gene Ontology annotation, biological process: protein N-linked glycosylation. The coding region runs from base 1 to 1782 and encodes 593 amino acids.
AUGCCUCCCACAUUGGACCUCAGCGGCGCCACGCAUUCAAAGAUGAUGGUGGUGCCGCCCAGGCUCAACUUGAGGAGAGCAGCGUCCUACCAAGGCGAAAAGGGUCCUCUGUCUUCCACCUCUUCGCGCUUCAGCUUCAACCACCUUGUCUUCGCCUCACCACCACCUUCACCGAGGUUACCUACUCUAGUCCCUCCGCGACCGAGGAAGACAUCCAAUCCGCCGAGGCCGAGUCGCGUAUUUAAAACGCUGCUGUGCGUAGCAGUGGCCGUGGGUAUGGUUUACCUUUCGAUAACUGCCGUAUGCGGCUCCAGAGUCACCAUCCCGUGGCUGGAGCCCGAAGCAGAGCAGUUUGAAAUGGUCGGCCAGACGGGGUUGCCAGAUUUCCCCACGCCAAUCGUUUUCAACGACAAGCGCGGGAAGCCGAAGUGGACCGUCUAUAUUCCGCUUGAGCAGUCAUUCCCGCUAUCUAUGCAAGGCUACACCGACAUGGUGUCGAUGUGCCGUGGAGUUUCGAUGCGUGUCAAUGAUUUGCACAACCCAGGACGGGCAGCGGAAACUUCGCAUCAUAACCCGUUGCGAGGGGUAUCCGGAGAUGCGCACUUUGUGGACGUCCGCGAGGCAGAGGCGUCUAAGCUACUUCCUGGUACUGCCGUCGGAUAUCAAAAGGCUGAAACGCCUGUCUGCGCGUCUAGUUUGACGUACGUGCUCGAGUCCACCGACGCGGGGAUCGGCAAGUCUCUCAUGAUGAUGUGGACUGCAUAUGGACUCGCACAGCGUCAAGGGCGCGCCUUUUUCGUUGAUGACACCCGGUGGGCCUAUGGCAAAUACGCCGAGAUUUUCAACAAAGCCCCGGAGCCCGGAUGUCGUGCUCCAAGGAGACACGAAAUCUUGCCGUGUCCUUACCAGGCGCGCCAUCUCGUUGUCAACUUCGCCACGGUUGAGGGAUAUGUUUCAGCGUCCCUGGGUGGGGAACCAUCCACGGGCCCUGUUGAGAAGAUGUCCUCGGACCGACAGCGAGAGCGUUUCGAUCUUGCGAGAGCCGGAUACGAAGCACUAUUCCACCUCAACUCACAGGAUACCGAAUAUGUGAAGAAGCGCACGGCCGAGUUGCGCGGCAAGACUCGUGCACUGCCAGGCCAGCGCGAUGGCCUCGUUGUUGGCUUGCAUGUUCGACGCGGAGACAGACACCCUCUCGAGUACCAGUACCGCGACUCGUAUCUCCCUUUCACGGCCUACUCGGAGAUGGCGAAGAAGCUCUUGGCCAGCAAUGAGAAGCAGUCAAUCAAGAUCCUGGCGUCGGACGACCCGAUGGUCUAUGAAAGCGACGACUUCUCCGACACGGUGCGUGCCCAGGAGCUCAUCAAACUGGCGAGCAAAACCGCCAUCCAGAAAGUGAACCCCAACAACAACAACCGAGGAGUCAUGCACAAAUUCGUCGACGACACCUUUGGUUGGGAGGGCGGUUUCUUCGCCGCCAUGUUCUGGAACCUGGGCCUGUCGAGCACCAGCGCGGCGCACUCGUCGCACAAGCAGGCAGUCAUGGCCGCCAAGGGCACCGCAUCUCCGUCGGCCGACACGGCGCGGCUGAGAAGCUACAUGGGCCGCGCCUACAUGAUGGACCUGGCCGUGCUCGCCGACGCCAGCGACGCCGUCGUGUGCACCGUCAGCGCCAUGGGGUGUCGACUCCUGGGCGUCAUGAUGGGGUGGGAGAGGGCGUUUGAGAAUGCCAAGUGGGUUAAUAUUGAUGGUGAUUAUGGUUGGGGCGGUGGCACUUGGUGA